Molecule: messenger RNA, 837 nt
Organism: Galendromus occidentalis (western predatory mite)
Lineage: Eukaryota; Metazoa; Arthropoda; Arachnida; Mesostigmata; Phytoseiidae
Exons: 5
Coding region: 1-837 (278 amino acids)
Source: RefSeq, a predicted model, not a curated record
AUGCUACUCAUGUUGAUUGUAGCGUUCACAACCUACGCCACUCCCGGGAUCCAAGGCUGUGAACAUGAAAAGAUCCUGGCCUGUGCCGUGGGACUUCAGGAAGAGUUGUCAACAACUCGUCUCAUUGUAAAUAUCAAUCAGCUCAAAACCUACUGUGAUAAAAUGGCCGCUGCUCACAACUGUAUACUCAACCAGUCGAAUACAUGUCAAAGUGACGUGCGCUCCUCAUAUGCGCACGUUGUCAAAGCCGAGCAAAGUGUAAUCCGCGACUUGUGCCGGAAAGGCCCUUUUCAAGACGACUAUCUCCGGGAAGCUGGCUGCCUUUCGAGGAUCUAUUCCGAACAGAAUAAUGGAGUCUGUAGUAAGGAUUACGUGAAUCUGGUUGCCCACGCAUUUGGAUCGAGGAGUCGAGAGAAGAUGCACAACCCGACCACGCUGCACAAUAUGUGUUGUGCGUACUACGCGGUAUUCAAGUGUACUCAGACGCACGCUGGACGGUGUGGGGGACGGACCAUGACGAAGAGCCCGCUUCGCCAGAUAUACCAAGGCCUGGAUCACAAUUGUCGACCUUUCAAAGCCGUUUGCGAAAAGUCGAAGGGGACUCCAGGAUCCGGAGGUGCUACGGGUGGAGGAGGUGGAAAUACUUAUCACAAGCCGAAGAUUCUUCCCCAUCAUCCCCCGGCGGGGAAAAAUAGAGGCCACAGCGGUAGCAGCAGCAGUGGCGUUGCGCGUUCAUUCUCACUCAGAAAAACCGCCCCUACGGCGCGUCUUUUGCUGGCUGUUGCUGUUGUUGUGACGCUAGUCUCCGCUGUCAUAUCGUCGGCCGCAACUCCGUAG